UCGGAAGCUCUCGAGUAUCGGUUACUCCGGUUCCUUUUACCAUCAUUACCGAAAUUUUUAAAAAAGAAAAAGAAAAACGUUCGUUUCCUAAUUCAGAAGCUCAAUCGGAGAGUGGCGCAAACUCUUGGAUCUCAAUUCUCAAUCUCUUCUCGGAUCUAUCUAUCUUCGGGGUCUGAGAGAUAGGGGAGGAGGAGAUGGCGCAUAGAGUGGACCACGAGUACGACUAUCUCUUCAAGAUCGUGCUGAUCGGAGACUCAGGUGUCGGCAAGUCCAACAUUCUUUCCAGGUUCACGCGCAACGAGUUCUGCUUGGAGUCCAAGUCCACCAUCGGCGUCGAGUUCGCCACCAGAACUCUCCAGGUGGAGGGAAAGACGGUCAAGGCACAGAUCUGGGAUACGGCAGGUCAGGAGCGCUACCGUGCUAUCACUAGUGCUUACUAUAGAGGAGCUGUUGGGGCGCUGCUCGUCUUUGACAUAACCAAGAGGCAAACUUUUGACAAUGUCCAGAGGUGGCUCCGGGAAUUGAGAGACCAUGCAGAUUCUAAUAUUGUCAUCAUGAUGGUGGGAAAUAAGUCUGAUUUGAACCAUCUUAGAGCUGUUUCAGAGGAAGAUGGUCAGGCCUUGGCUGAGAGGGAAGGCCUCUCAUUUCUUGAGACAUCAGCUUUAGAAGCAACAAACAUUGAAAAGGCAUUCCAGACCAUUUUGACAGAGAUCUACCAAAUCAUAAGCAAAAAAGCAUUAGCAGCUCAGGAAGCAGCCGCCAGUACAACUGUUCCUGGUCAAGGAACCACUAUUAAUGUUUCUGACGCAUCAGGGAAUGUGAAGAAAGGUUGCUGUUCUACUUGAGGUGACAUUUUUAUGGCAGGAAAAGAUUUGCAGUCAGACAGACCAGUUUCAUUUCCUAUAAAUUUCCCUUUUUUCUUCUUUUUGGGUGAGAGAGAGAUAUGUAGAGUAUAUUUUUACUUCAUUGAAUUGUGAUAAGAAUUGUGAACGUUGAAAGCAACAGAACCGUUAGUUCUUUUGGAGGGUCUGAUUUCCUUUCCUUUGCUCUAUUCUUUAACGACGCCUUAAAAAUUGAAACUCGCUGAAAAUCGGGAUGUUGGGUUGAUCUGAUCUCUCUUGGCAUCUUGAGUGGGAGAAAUAGAGGGGUAGAACAGGCUUUGUAAGUUUAGUCUUUCCUUUGGAGUUUGCGUGUUGAGUUACUUCCGAACUUGUAAUAAAAGCUUGUUAAUUUUUUGACA
Molecule: messenger RNA, 1240 nt
Organism: Alnus glutinosa
Lineage: Eukaryota; Viridiplantae; Streptophyta; Magnoliopsida; Fagales; Betulaceae
Product: ras-related protein Rab11C
Exons: 3
Coding region: 195-845 (216 amino acids)
Cellular component (GO): endosome
Molecular function (GO): GTPase activity; GTP binding
Source: RefSeq, a predicted model, not a curated record